Messenger RNA from Penaeus indicus, 1141 nucleotides. It is a transcript of the gene Rpn11, whose product is annotated as 26S proteasome non-ATPase regulatory subunit 14. Gene Ontology annotation, molecular function: protein binding; proteasome binding; metallopeptidase activity. The coding region runs from base 75 to 1010 and encodes 311 amino acids. The transcript has 8 exons. Gene Ontology annotation, cellular component: proteasome regulatory particle, lid subcomplex. Lineage: Eukaryota; Metazoa; Arthropoda; Malacostraca; Decapoda; Penaeidae. The record is from RefSeq and is a predicted model, not a curated record. Gene Ontology annotation, biological process: proteasome-mediated ubiquitin-dependent protein catabolic process; protein deubiquitination.
UUGACAGAUUUUGAGGUAGACUUUAACGUUGCGUCGAGAGAGAGUAGUCCUAGAAGUCCUCGAUUUAUUAAAACAUGGACCGUCUUCUGCGCUUGGGAGGAGGCCUACCAGCCCUUGGCCAGGGACCCCCACCCAAUGAUGCUCCUGUUCCGGACACUGCUGAACAGGUUUACAUCUCGUCACUAGCAUUAUUGAAGAUGUUGAAGCACGGCAGAGCUGGAGUCCCCAUGGAGGUGAUGGGGCUGAUGCUGGGAGAGUUUGUGGACGACUACACCGUCCGAGUUAUCGACGUGUUCGCUAUGCCACAGAGCGGAACGGGUGUAUCAGUAGAGGCUGUAGACCCAGUGUUCCAGGCCAAGAUGUUGGAUAUGUUGAAGCAAGUUGGGCGGCCAGAGAUGGUGGUCGGCUGGUACCACUCUCAUCCAGGAUUUGGGUGCUGGCUCUCGGGGGUCGACAUCAACACCCAGCAGAGUUUCGAGGCUCUGUCUGAGAGAGCCGUAGCUGUUGUGGUUGAUCCAAUCCAGUCUGUCAAAGGUAAAGUAGUGAUUGAUGCCUUCAGAUUAAUUAACCCCAACAUGAUGGUUCUUGGGCAGGAGCCGAGACAGACCACUUCUAAUCUUGGACAUCUUCAAAAACCAUCCAUUCAGGCCCUGAUCCACGGACUCAACCGUCACUACUAUUCCAUCCCCAUCAAAUACCGCAUGAAUGAAAGAGAACAACAGAUGCUCCUUAACCUGCACAAGAAGUCGUGGAUGGAAGGCCUGACACUCCAGAACUACAAUGAGCACAGCAGUCUCAAUGAGGACACUGUUAAGGAGAUACUUAAUUUGGCCACAGCAUAUAAUAAGAGUUUGGAAGAGGAAGAGAAAAUGACCCCAGAGCAAUUAGCCAUCAAGAACGUAGGGAAGCUCGACCCCAAGCGGCAUUUGGAGGAUAAGGUCGAAAUCCUCAUGACCUCAAAUAUUGUGCAGUGUCUCGGUGCCAUGCUGGACACUGUUAUUUUCAAGUAAAUCUCCUUUUAUUUAGACUACAGUUUUAAAUGAAUCGGUUAUUAGUGUAAACUGGGUACUGUACCAAGAGGAUUGUUCUGCUAUGCCUAGGAAUGAUUGCAGCAUUGUAUGACAAUAAAUACUGAAAGAUA